This is a messenger RNA of Mercenaria mercenaria, 6996 nucleotides long. Its product is annotated as ras-specific guanine nucleotide-releasing factor RalGPS2-like. Gene Ontology annotation, molecular function: guanyl-nucleotide exchange factor activity. NCBI's taxonomy places the organism in Eukaryota, Metazoa, Mollusca, Bivalvia, Venerida, Veneridae. The record is from RefSeq and is a predicted model, not a curated record. Gene Ontology annotation, cellular component: plasma membrane. The transcript has 18 exons. Bases 1624 to 3450 code for a protein of 608 amino acids. Gene Ontology annotation, biological process: Ras protein signal transduction; positive regulation of GTPase activity.
GAGUGGUUCGGGAAGAACUUGUACUUCAAAAAUGGUGUUAAAUACUACUUAUAUGCAAUAAUGUUUUCGAAAAACAGUUGGAUUGUUGUUACUAUACAUAUAUCAUAAUGUGGAAAGGAAAAGAAAGUUAGAUGUAUGACAGAAACCUAGAUUUACUAGAAAUAUUGAUGGAUUUAACAAAGAAUUAUCUUGACUUGUGUCAGUGGGAAGAAUUUAGUUCAGAGUGAUUCUUAGCUUGGGAAUUCUUCGUGAGAAACCUCGAAACUUUUGAAUUUGGCAAAAUGGCUAUUCAUGAAACAAGAAAAUUCACUGAAUUUAUAUCCCCAGCUGAAAAGGUUGUUAUGUGAAUGCGGGGAUUGCACUUUGAAAGAUCUUAUUUGAUUUCAAGAUAUCAAGUAUUUAUGAAUUUUAGAAUGAUUAAAAGGCAAUAACUCUGUAGUUACUGAAAGGAUCCUGAUAAAAGCUUUGCAUGCACCACCACCCUAUUGUGAUUUGUAUUUGUGUUAAAUUUCAUGAGGAUCCGUCAAUGGAUUACUUUAUGUGGAAUAUAUGGAAUAUAAAACAAAGGGCAAUAACCCUGAAGUAACAUAAGUAAUCCUGACGAAAGUUGUGCGCAUGCACUACCACCCUGUAGUGGUCUUCAUUAGAGUAAAGUUCCAUGAAGAAUCGUCUAUAGCUUAGCUAGAUGCAGUCCAAAAUCCUUAUUUUUUUACCAGAACAAGGGGGAAAACUGUGUUUUUACUGGGUCAAUGGGGAUAAUACUGUAUGUGAGCAAAGGUCAUAUGCUAAUCAAUAAUACCAUGUUGAUGAACAUAUUAUGUAGAAAUAAAUCAACCUAUCUAUACAAGGUUUGGUGAUUCUAAUUAAAACACUUCUUGAUUUAAGACAUUUUCAGUUUUGGACGGACGGACAAACAGCUGGACAGGUAACGCCAGAUCUGUAUCCCUACACCUAUUUAUACAAUAAUCAACAAUUAAUAAUGGGUCUAAAUUUAUUACAGCAUAUUUUUGGUGAUGAUUUGCUCCUAUCAGUAUAUUGAUACCAGGAAGAUUAUAAUUGCACUGACAAUAGAAAAUAAAUAUACCUGAGAUAUCACCAACUGAAAAGCUUCCUUAUAACUGAAAAAACAUGGAGACAAAAUCUCUGUAGGAUAUGUUAACAAGUUGUGGAAUAUAAAGGAUUUGGAUAAUUUAUACUUUAUUACCUGGUUUUCCAGAAGGUGAGGUGGUACAGGGAGUCCUGGCAGGAAAACCAGUAGCAGUUGCAGCUUUUUUGUUGAUAAAAUACUACAUUUUGUAUUACUGUAAAACAUAAGUGUUUUCAUGUGAGGUAUGACUCAUGCAUUUUUUUGGUGUAUCAAAGUAUUCAAGUGAUCAAAGUUGGACAGUCCGACAGAACAACAUUUUACUACUUGAAUGAUAAUUGAUUGAUAAUUGAACUUUCAUCAGGAUAUACUACUACUAAACAAUGAUUAUAUAGCUUCAGUAAAGGUCAUUUCAUUGUUGGUACACCUGGAACAGACUGUUAUAAUAUUAUAACAUUAUAUGCAAAAAAAAAAGAAUAUACGAAGGAGGCAGAGCUAGUCCUUAUACAUUGCUGAUUUUGUGACAGCAAGGAAGGAAAAUGACUGACGUGUUUGAACGCUGUGGUGUCCAGUUACUGAAAGUUACACAAUGGUUGGAGGGUAACAGAAUGAGUAUACCACAUCGGAUCUUGACUACCGAUGGCUCACAGAAACAGUUUGCAAAGUCCCUGACAGAGUCGGACAGCAGCGGUGACUAUGUUACGCCCAGUUCCUCAAUGGCAGAUGCGAUGAGCCAGGGUAGUCAAGAUUCGUUGGACAAGCAUUCCAGUUUGCCGCGUAUGAAAAGUUACGAUGCGGCAGUUUUCGAUGUGUUACGAGUUCCUCCAGAGGAAUUUGCUAGUCAAAUUACACUGAUGGAUUUACCAGUUUUCAAGGGUAUUCAGCCUGAUGAGCUAACGUCCUGUGCCUGGACAAACAAGGAGAAACUCAUCAAGGCACCAAAUGUUGUUGCCUUUACACGCAGAUUUAACCAUGUUAACUUUUGGGUACAGAGAGAAAUAUUAAACACCCAAACAGACAAAACACGAGCAGAAGUUCUAGCUCACUUCAUUAAGAUAGGAAAGAAACUAUUAGAGCUCAACAAUUUGCAUGCAGUAAUGGCUGUGGUUUCAGCACUGCAAAGUGCUGCUGUGUUCCGACUCUCUAAAACAUGGAUGAACUUGUGUAAGAAAGACAAAGCGUCGUAUGAAAAGAUGGCAGAUUUAUUUUCGGAGAACAACAAUAGACAACGACUGAGAGAUUACAUGGACAAUGUGAAGCUUCCCUGUAUUCCAUAUUUAGGAUUAUAUUUAACUGACCUGAUCUACAUAGAUGUUGCCCAUCCUCACCAUGGUGGUAUGGAGCCACACCAUAGACGCUUACAGAUGAACAAUAUCCUCAGAGUUAUAGCAGAUCUUCAACAGUCUACUUAUGAACUUGAUGUAAAAGAACAUGUCCAGAAUUAUCUGAAGUCAGUUCGUUACAUUGAGGAAUUACAGAAAUUUGUUGAGGACGAUAAUUACAAGUUAUCUUUAAAGUUAGAACCUCCUAUCUCUAACCAGACAGUGUCAACAUCUAGAGAAGAUGUGAGUGCCUGUCCACCAUCCCCAACAUCGGAGCCCAGAUAUACCCACACCCUUACCCCAGGUCCCUCACACACUGGUAAACAACAUGGACAUAGAAAAUCCAGAAGUUUAAGUGCUAACUUUUCCUGUCCCAGUUUUCUCAGUUGUGCGAGUGGGGCUCCAGAACGCUCACAAAGUCUUCCUACAAAAACAACUGCACCGUAUGUUAAAGGUGUACGACAUCUGUUAGAUGACAGUGUACUAGAGGAGGAGUCACCAUGUGCCUCCAGUGAUGGAUCAUUAUGUAAAGGUUGUGCAUUAUGCCUUGCAGGUGGCGACACUGAUGAUGUUACGGAAACAAAUUCCAGUGAUCAAGAGGCAUAUUGGCCAGCUGACAAUUUGCGGCCAACUUUAGAUACAGGUAAACAGUAUCAACAGAACUUUACAUGUGAAGGUUGUUUGAAAAGAAAAACUUUGUUAAAGGAAGGCAGAAAACCAACGGUUUCAGCAUGGACGAGGUACUGGGUUGCGUUAUGGGGAACAAGUCUUCUGUAUUUUCCUGCCAAAAAUUUACGAAGAAUGGAAAGAAAUUCUUUUAAGACAAGUCCCAGUAAGAUGACGUCAGUGGUAGGUUGGAUGGUGGUCAUGGGAGAUAAUCCAUUACAGCCUGAUGCAUUCCAAAUAACAGAUCCAGUCAAGGGCAAUCAGUAUAAAUUUAGAGCGGGAACACAAGCACAGGCCUUGCUCUGGUGUCGGCAUCUCAGUGAAGCUUCAAAAAAGUACCAGACACAGACGCAGCCUAAUCUGAUGUCAUUUGACUGACGGUCAAGGCCAUGAAAUAUUCUCAAAGCUGUGAUAGAUUCAAGUACAUGCCUUCCAUGUUUUUGAUGGGAUAUUUUCAGUCACAUGACAAAUUGUGUCACCUCUGAUUAGACACAAACACCAAAAGUGGUCAUGUGACAGUAAAAGCUGAAGCUGAUUGGCCAGUUAUAUAUAGCAAUAUGAAAGUCAUGUGAUCAUCAUUCUCAGCUGUGAUUGGUUGGAUUUAUACAGAAUUGUUCAGCUGUUACUGGAAGGACCAUUCAACAGAAUAUGCUCAUACUUGUGGAUUCCAGAAAGGAGAAUAUUAUAUUGACAUGAUUAUUGCAGAUAAUGUUCUCCAUGAAGAUUUGGCUGGUUCACAGAAGAAACCUUAUGAAAGGCACUGAUGUUAUCAGUAGUAUUAUAAGUGAAAUCAGCAGCAACUGUUGGCCUAUUGAACUGUCCCGGGGUAGACAGCUCUUGAAAGGAAUCAUGUUUAUUUUGAUGACUACACUCGGCCAGUUUUUGAAAAUGCUUAAAGAAAUUAAGGUGCAAUUUAUUUUCGUGUUCAGCAUUUGUUUUCUGUGACGUUUUGUGUAACAGAUCAACCAGUGCUAUUUGUGUGUUACUCUUUUUGUCAGCUUGGAUGUUUCGCAAGAUUUUGAUCUAAGCUUUCUCAAGAUGUGCAAUACGACUAAAUGUAAAUGUUGCUAUAUUCUCUGUGUGUAGACAAACAAUGCAAACAUUGGAAAAAUGUUUUAAUAUGGUGGACAACAGACAAUUUCUAAGGAAGAAUAUAUUAUUGAAUACACAAAUGAAAUUUUAUAUCUGGUGUAUCUGAAAUUUUGAAAUAUGGAUUUAUUUCAAUGGACCAUAAGAAAAAAAGGAUAAUUUAAGAAAAAGGGCAUUUUGAAGCCUGAAAGAAGAUUUUUUGCCUUAAAGAACUCAUAGCAUGCCCCUCUAAAUGCUUUCCACUUUUUCGUUUCGUUUGUCACAAAAAUAUUUUAAAACUAGUGGUAAGAUUUUGAUAAUGUGCUCAUAAUUAUGUCUUAAGAUAUACUGUGUAACCAUGUUUUUCCUGCUGAUAAUACAGAAAUAAUUACCUCCCUUGAUUUGUAAGCCCAUUCUUAGAGCACAGCAUGCUGCUAUUUGUGUUUUAAUUAUUUUAUUGUGUUAAGAAUAUAUUAAUUUUCUUGCUAUUUAAACAUCUGCUAUUUUAUCUUAUGAACAGCUUGAUAUUGUUACAUAAUUUGAACAGCUUAAUUUUAGAACUUUACUGUUAUGUCAAGACAUUUGCAAGAUAACAUAAAUUGUUUGGUUUGGAUUCCACUGAAAUAUUUUAGGGUUGCAGCAAAGGUUCAGUUAUAUAUUGUACAGGGUAUCUGUUGUAUAGUAAACUGGAAUUACUCAUUAUUUGUGUAAGUACCAUAAGAUGUUACCGUAGACUCCUGUGUGUAAUCUGCAUUUAGACCCCAGGGACCACCUGUAAAAUGUGGGUGCUUAUACAAAGAUUUUAGGCUUAACUCUUGGGAUGUGAAUUAUACACAGGCAUGCAUUAUACAUGAGGGUAUUUACUGUAUAUUUCUGUUAUUUUAGUUUCGGUACGUUAACUUCAUAAUAAAAUGCAUUCCAUUUUGGUGUGGUGACCAUCUCUUAGGGUUCUGAAUUACAAUCUAUCUACAGGAUCAUAAUGCACAGUUUGCUCAGUCUGGUAGAAUGCUACUAGUGGCAUAUCAUGCACAUUAAUGCUUAGCCGGUGAACACGAUUUAUUCUGCCUCUGCGACCAGUGUAGAUCAUGAUCAGCUUGCACAUCUGUGCAGUCUGAUCAAGAUCUGCACUGUUCGCUAUUCAGUCACUAUCUUUUAGGUAAGCACCCCUUUUAACCCUUUAUGGUAUUGUCCAAAUUGAAAGAUGGACAAGGUUCAUUAUAGAAAUUUAGCAGGGUAAGGGUUAAUGUAGAUGAAUAUUUUACAGUCUUUGUCCACAUAUAACUUAGAACUUUUUAAGUUUGAGAUUUUUAAAGAUGACUGGUGUGAAGUAGAAGUUGCAGCACUGGCUGUACAGCAAUAGUGGUCAGUAGUUAUAGUCACUUAGUGGGUCAUCACUCUCAGAAUUACAAAUAUUUUUAACAUUGGCCAUUGAUUAUGAUGACCACUAUAACAUUACCUUUGAUAAAAUCUCUUACUUUAUCAGCUGGCUUACUUGACAGAUAAGUCAAUAUGUCCAUUCGGCGGAGUUGAAAUGUAGUGUCCAAUGUCCAGUACUUAAAUAAACUAGCUCGUACGAACAGACAGUAAGACAUUUUAAACCCCUAGCACUUGUGAAGUAUAUGUAUUUUUGUACAAUUUCAAUCAGUUACGGAUUCACACUGAAAACUUUAUUUCCUUUUCAUUUCUGUGGUUUUGGAUCAUUUUUUUUCUUAUGCAUCAAGUGUAAAAAGAUGGAAUAGUUAUUUACCCUUUUUUUUUUCAGUUUGUUACAUAACCCAUUUGUACAUUUUUUCAGUAAAUUAUUUAUAUGUGUUCAUAAGUGUACACAAUAGAUUUCAACUGAUUAUAGACUUAAUACUCGUCGGAAUGCUUUAUAGGGAGAAUGUUUAAGUCUGUGUGUAUGAUUAAUUAUAAGAAUAUAGACAGCAUAUUGACUGUGCGUUUUGUGAAAGGAAAAUACUUUUUUUCUCAUUUAAAUAUUUAACAUGAUUUGAACUUAUUGGAAGCAUUGUAUCUGUACGAGAGAUGCUUGAAAAGUUAUGCAGCUGGGUCGAUGCUAAAUUUGUUAAAAAGUCCAGUUUAUUUCGACUAAAUGAUUUCUUGACUCUUCCCGAGCAAGUUUUUUAGUCAUUCAGCUAAAAAAGGGGGCUUUUGUAGCCCCUAUUUUGGGUAUAUAUAAAGAGAGACAUUCAGAAAAGAAAGAAAUGUUUCAUAAUAUUGUAAGAUUUUGUAACUUCUCAAUCAAAUUCAUAUUAAAACAUAUUUCUUUUAAAAAUAUUGAUCUGUUGUAGACUUAAAAUCACUGACAGGCUCAAAAUAUAAUGAUUUUGUCAAAGAAGACCUCAUUUAAACAGACUCCUGAUAAUAGACAAAGUCAAAUUUUACGAAGCUAUUGUUUAUAAUGGCAUAGUUAUGGAAUUGUUGGUAGCAGAUGAAUAUUUUAUCUGAGACAAAAAUUUGAUGAGGAGAGUUUGAAUGUUUUCUUCUUUAGAAUAUCUUAACUGUAUAUGGUUUCAAUGGAAAGAAAUUUUCAGUUUUAGUGAGUUUGGAUAUUUUGCUUGUUACAGAGGUUUAAUACUGUACAUGUUUUAAUGUCUGUUCAGUACCUUAAUAUGACGAGAGUCUUUUCUCUCACCCGGAAACCUGUUGUUUAUUUUAACUUGUCUUGUAGCAUUGUUGAUAUGUAGUAUUGUUGAUACAAUGAUUUAUAAUUUAAAAUGUAACAAGCAUAAUAUAGAAGUUGUUGUAGAUUUUGCCAUAUGUACGACAAUACUUAACAUUCUCUAUUUGUAACUUAAUAAUGACCUCCAGUGCUCUCUUAUCUGAGGGACAAAAUCAAUAAAAUACAAACAAACA